AUGCACGGUAGACUCGCCAUUUCCGCUGCUCUGGUGGGCCUUUUGGCCCAGGUCUCGGCGACGACCUGCACAUCUGCAAACGCGACGCCAAUUGAGCAGUACAUCGGCUCAGGGAGCGGCGGCGGCGGCGGCGGCGGCAAUGGCGGCUUCGUAAUCUCACAGGACCCUUUCGCUUGGGUCAGCAACGCCGUCAAGAAGCGGACCACUCCCGACGCCCGGCUCGCCAACGUCGCCAACAUCCUCCUCCCACGCGCCACAGACUCGGUCGACUGCUCGGCCACCGAGGCGUGCCUCUCGAUCUCGAGCACGCCCUUUUGCCUCGACAUAAUCAGCGGCGAUUUCCACGACGGCGUGGGCACUACAGGCAACGCCCUGUCCGGCGACUACACCCUCGCCGACGGGCGAAAGGGCAAUCUGUACAAGGGGCCCUAUCCCCAGGUCACGGUCGGCGCUGCCAAUGCCGCGACGACGGUGGCGAGCAGCGCUAGCCAUGCCAGCGAGACGGCGGGCGGUACCAGCGGUGCCAGCGAGACGGCGUCGGCUGGGGGUGGGGCUGGUGCGACUAGGAGCGGGUCUGGCGUGUCCACACCAACCGCGACCGGGGUGGCACCGGCGGCAACGACGUCCAAGAGUGCUGCCGUCCAUGGAAAGGUUGCAGCUAUAGGGAUGGGAGGUGCCAUGUUGCUGGUCGGGGCUGUCUUGCUCUGA
Molecule: messenger RNA, 708 nt
Organism: Parathielavia appendiculata
Lineage: Eukaryota; Fungi; Ascomycota; Sordariomycetes; Sordariales; Chaetomiaceae
Exons: 3
Coding region: 1-708 (235 amino acids)
Source: RefSeq, a predicted model, not a curated record